AUGGAGAAGCCAAAGUUCAAGACUGUUCAAGAGGUGAUUGCAGCUGGUGAAGGACUACCGGAAAGAUAUCUCCACACACCCACCGGCGACGACGAAAGUCAGCCUCUUAACGGUUUGGUGCCGGAGAUGGAUAUUCCGGCCAUCGAUCUCGGUCUUCUCCUCUCUUCUUCUGAAAAUGGUCGAGAAGAGUUGAGUAAACUUCACUCGGCGCUCUCUACAUGGGGCGUUGUUCAGGUGAUGAAUCAUGGAAUUACAGAAGCGUUUCUAGACAAGAUUUACGAGCUAACUAAGCAGUUCUUUGCUCUUCCGACCGAAGAGAAACAGAAGUGCGCGAGAGAGAUUGGUAGUGUCCAAGGAUAUGGAAAUGACAUGAUUCUGUCGGAUGAUCAAGUUCUUGAUUGGAUCGACCGUUUGUACAUCACUACUUACCCUGAAGACCAACGAAACCUUAAAUUCUGGCCUGAGAUCCCUAUUGAGUUCAGGGAAACUUUGCAUGAAUACACAAUGAAGCAACAGCUAGUGAUUGAGAAUUUUUUCAAGGCAAUGGCUAGAUCUUUGGGAUUGGAAGAGAAUAGUUUUCUAGAAAUGUAUGGAGAAAAUGCUACGAUGGAUACAAGAUUCAACAUGUAUCCUCCAUGUCCAAGACCAGACAAGGUUCUUGGGGUUAAACCACACGCUGAUGGCUCAGCUUUUACUCUUCUCUUACCGGACAAGGAUGUCGAAGGGCUUCAGUUCCUUAAAGAUGGGAAGUGGUAUAAAGCUCCGAUAGUCCCUGAUGCAAUUCUGAUCAAUGUAGGAGAUCAAAUCGAGAUAAUGAGCAAUGGGAUAUACAAGAGCCCGGUUCAUAGAGUGGUGACGAACAGAGAAAAGGAAAGGAUAUCUGUGGCAACGUUCUGCAUUCCUGGAGGAGACAAAGAGAUUAAGCCUGCGGAUGGGCUUGUCUCUGAGGCAAGACCAAGAUUGUAUAAAACAGUAAAGAAGUAUGUUGAGCUCUACUUCGAUUACUAUCAACAGGGUCGAAGACCGAUUGAAGCUGCAUUGAUCUGA
Molecule: messenger RNA, 1047 nt
Organism: Microthlaspi erraticum
Lineage: Eukaryota; Viridiplantae; Streptophyta; Magnoliopsida; Brassicales; Brassicaceae
Source: the annotation of a GenBank genome assembly